Messenger RNA from Corythoichthys intestinalis (scribbled pipefish), 2016 nucleotides. It is a transcript of the gene ca4a, whose product is annotated as carbonic anhydrase IV a. Gene Ontology annotation, cellular component: plasma membrane. NCBI's taxonomy places the organism in Eukaryota, Metazoa, Chordata, Actinopteri, Syngnathiformes, Syngnathidae. The record is from RefSeq and is a predicted model, not a curated record. Gene Ontology annotation, biological process: one-carbon metabolic process. The coding region runs from base 81 to 1001 and encodes 306 amino acids. Gene Ontology annotation, molecular function: carbonate dehydratase activity; zinc ion binding. The transcript has 8 exons.
CCCCCUGCAAGAAUGCGACCACGAACGACUCAUUGCGUUGCCUUCUAACGACUCAUUGCGUUGCCUUCAACUACGCCGACAUGCAGCAUCUUACCUUGGUGGCCGUCCUCCUCCUGGCAUCCUCCUGGGGACUCUGCGCUGGAGCUGGUGAUUGGUGCUAUCAGUCCCAGUUCACCUGCGAGCAUCAGUGCAAUGGUCCGGACAAGUGGAAUCACGCAAACGGCGCAUGCGCUGGAAAAUCCCAAUCGCCCAUCAACGUGGUCACCAGAAAGACUUUGAAAGACGAGCGUCUGACUCCGUUUGCAUUCGCCAACUACCAGCAGAUCUUCCGAGGGACCAUCAAGAACAACGGCCAUUCAGUUCAAGUCGGAGUUCCUCACCUAAGCACCAUCUCGGGGGGAGGCUUGACGAGCACCUAUAAGGCUGUCCAGUUCCACCUGCACUGGGGCACCAAUGGUGGGCCGGGCUCUGAACACACCAUUGAUGGAGAGCAGUAUCCAAUGGAGCUGCACAUUGUGCACAUGAAACAUCACUACACAGAUCUGACGACAGCACUAGCAGAUCCAGAAGGAGUUGCAGUCCUGGGCUUUUUCUACGAGGUGUCCAACAGUGCCAACCGAAAAUACGACCCCAUUAUCAACGCUCUGCGGAGCAUCAAAACAACAAACGCCAAUGCUUCUCUUCCUCCAAUCUCCUUGGCACAACUCAUUCCACCUGAGCACAAUAUGACCAACUUUUACCGUUAUAAGGGAUCUCUGACCACACCGGGCUGCACAGAAGCUGUGGUUUGGACCUUGUUCGAGAACCCCAUCCCGCUCAGCUUUGAACAGCUUCGGGCGUUCUCCGAGCUCAGGUUCCACGACGGGAAGGCGAUGGUGGGUACCUUCAGGCCGGUGCAACCCCUCAACGGCCGCCAGGUGUUCCGGUCCGGAGGCGCCAAGGUCUUGGUCAACUUCGCCCUCCUCGUGGUCACCCUGGCGACGACCUUGGGACUCCAUUAGGAGCGGGGAGCCCGUGCUGCACUGCGACGCUCAUGAACAUUGAACAUCACUCCCGGUUUUGUGACACCAUCACAAAAUGGUUACACAAGUCGUAGUGCGUGCAUGACUCACCUGGAGGCCCCACUUCCCUUACAACACACAUGAGGGUGAUAAAAGAACACCUUGAAGUGUAUAAGGGUUGAUCUGCAUGCAUGCAUGCAUUGUGAAUCAGUAGGUCAUAAAAUCCGCCUUAUGAAUGUGCCAUGAAGUAAACAGUGCAGUCAGACCCCAGCCCUGAUUUUUCACAGCAUCAUCAAAAAAGCACACACAUACACAAUCCACCUUGAACAAUGUCAAGCAAAGUUAGCGUCCGAUAAUAUCGGCGGUCCCGUGAACGCGGCACGUGAUGCUUCGUUCUCUCUCAAUGGCACACGAGAACAGCACAGCGCUAUAAAUAGCGCAACUGAGUCAUAAAAACAAGCUCCAUUUCAAAGUCAGCGGUCAAAGAAGUCACUACUUGGCCUUUCUUCUUUUUUUGUCCCACUCAAAGUCCAAUCAGGUGUUGAAGUUGUGAUCCUUGGGUAAACGGUGACACCUGAGGAAAGAUGUGUGGCGAUAUUUCUUGCUUGUCUUGCUGAUCCAAAUUCAAACGCAAAGUCUUGAAGCGUCCAAUUCCUAAUUUUUUUGACUGCGACUGGGUUCUGAUGCACUGAAUGCUACAGACUGUGAAUCAUAUCUUAUGGAGAUGGGUGCCAUCUUCCAGCCACAUUUUUUGUGAUGACCAAUGAAGCUGUCUAUUUUUUUCCCCCAUAGUUUCGUGAUGCAUUAACUUAUAUUUCUAUGCCAUUUUAAUGCACAUGAUGUAUUUUAUGCACUGAAUGUGGCUAUUGAUAUGAGAUGCACAGUUACCGCUAUUAUUUAUGUAUUGAAAAAUAGUCACGUGCAUCAAGUUGUAUGCGUUUGAGUAUGUCAACUUGUGAAAUCUGUCGUAUAAGAAAGUGACACUGUUGAACAAUAAACAACAUAUGCAUUUUUA